GUCUGCCCUCGGGCGAGCGGGGCGGCGAGGCCGAGGGCCUCGACGGCGCCCCCGACGCGGCCCCGCAGAGCCACUGGGUGGAGGUAGAUUUCCUCCCGCACACCAAGCGGGUGCAGCGCCCCCGCCGCCUGCGAUCCCGCGGCCCGGCGCGGGGGCGCGCAGCGACCGUCCCCGCCCCCGGCGCGGAGGCCACGCUUCUCCCCGGGCUGUUCAGGGCGCCGGGCAGCACGAGCCAAGGCAUGGACGCCAUCCUCUCCAGCCCGCUCCUCGCCGGUCUGAGGCCCACGGGCGCGGCGGCGCCCGUGGCGGCCCCCCACGCGGCGCGGCGCGGGUGGGCGGCGCAGGGCGCGGAGCAGCAGGGGGCCGAGGGCGAGCCCACCGGGCGGCCCUCCGCGGCCGGGGCGGCGCCCGCGGCGCUGCCGAGCAAGAGGGCCGCCAGGGCGGACGAAGACCGCGACGGGGGCGGGGGCAGCGGCAGCUCCACGCAGACGCCGGGCACCUCGAGUGCCACGCCCUCGUCGGACGGUUCCGGCGGGGCCGCAGGCGGCGCGGACGGCGGGCGACGCGGCCCGGGCGGCGCCGCGCGGCCGUGGUCGAGGUCGGUGCUCGCGCGGGGGCUUCUGCCGGCGGCUCCGGGGGAGAAGGUGAAGCGCCCUCCCAUCGGCAUGCACACCCUUGGCUCGCUCAUGGAGGCCCACGGGCGCGGCGGCGCCCGUGGCGGCCCCCCACGCGGCGCGGCGCGGGUGGGCGGCGCAGGGCGCGGAGCAGCAGGGGGCCGAGGGCGAGCCCACCGGGCGGCCCUCCGCGGCCGGGGCGGCGCCCGCGGCGCUGCCGAGCAAGAGGGCCGCCAGGGCGGACGAAGACCGCGACGGGGGCGGGGGCAGCGGCAGCUCCACGCAGACGCCGGGCACCUCGAGUGCCACGCCCUCGUCGGACGGUUCCGGCGGGGCCGCAGGCGGCGCGGACGGCGGGCGACGCGGCCCGGGCGGCGCCGCGCGGCCGUGGUCGAGGUCGGUGCUCGCGCGGGGGCUUCUGCCGGCGGCUCCGGGGGAGAAGGUGAAGCGCCCUCCCAUCGGCAUGCACACCCUUGGCUCGCUCAUGGAGGUGGUCGACUCGGACCCCUCAGGUGCGCAGGCUGA
Molecule: messenger RNA, 1139 nt
Organism: Prorocentrum cordatum
Lineage: Eukaryota; Dinophyceae; Prorocentrales; Prorocentraceae
Source: the annotation of a GenBank genome assembly